AUGAACCCCACUUCCGCAACCGCAUCCGCUGCUGCGUCCACCGGACCUGCUAUCGCGACUACCAACGCAACAACCCCUACCACUACCUCAAAAGUACCCCCAAGUCUACUCGACCACCUCACCACCUCGCUCCUCUCCUCCUCCUUCCCCGGCGCGCACUCGUACACGAUCCACGUCGUCCGUUCCCAACCCCGUCGUUCGCAUGCGCUCUUUCCCUGGGCUUCGAACGUCCAUUCGUGCAAGGUCUUUCAACAAGAACUCCUUAUCGUCCUUUCGGAGAAGAGAGGGGUAGAGGUCGGCGAUCAAGGGGAGAAGGAUUUUCUCCCCGUUAUGGGUUUGGAAGCGUUCAUCUAUACGAUCCCUUCGACCUCAACUUUAUUGGUUUACAUCUCCAAGAUCGAUACUUCCGGUUUAGCACCCACGGGUUACACACCUAUGAAGAUAAUCGUCUCUUCGUUCGUCGAAUAUGUGCUCAAAUUCCCGUUUCAGGCGAUGAGGAGGUGUAGGGUUUUCACGUUCGCCAAGAGUCAUGGACAGUAUUUGUUCCCCGGUAGUAAGGAGAAUGAGAAGAAGAAGGUGUUGGAUGACAAAGGUUUGGUUAGGUGGUGGAAAGCGACUUUAGGGAAGGCGGUGAAGGAGGUGGGCAAAACGGAGCAAGGGACAAAGAGAGGAAAGGUCGGGAUGUGGUACCUCGUACCCGGAAUGUCGAGGCUCGAAUCGCUACCUUAUGUUCCCGAUCCGGCCGACGCGGAAGGAGGAUCGAAUUGGAUUUAUGGACAUCCCUACCGCACCUUGUCGUCGCCUUUACAUCCUCUUUCGAGAUCAACGACUCAAGUCACCGAUGCAGGGGAGAUGGCCUUUUGGGACCAUAUCCCCUGCUUCCCCGACGACCCCAAAGCGCGCUUCUUCCACUCGCUCACUUCAUCGACGAUCGCACCGAGCGGGAACGAGAACGAUUACGACGACGUCAUGAAUUCCCUGGGUUCAGCGACGUUCGCUUCCGUCGCUUUGGCGAAAAGUCAGGCCGAGGGGAUUGAAAGGGAACGGGAGAGGGAGAGGGCGAGGUUGAGGGAAGGGGUCAUGGGGGGUAUGGAGGAGUGGUGGGAAAGGAUGGGCUGGAGACAAGAGUGUUGUAGUGGGGUUUUGACGGGGUUCUUUUGUUUGGCGAAUGGGGAGGACGGUCCGGAGGUGGAGACAGAGUCGGAGACAGAGUCGGAGGGGGAUCAGGCACCGCAAGAGGAGGUUGAGACGGAAGAGGUUGACGGCAAAAUUGACGGAAAGGACCUUACCGCGACCACGACGGCAUCAGCCUUGAAUCCAACUGCGUCUACUACUAUGACUUUGUCAACGACGCGCCGCCUCAAGAAGGAAGACAUGACCCUACCGCACGUGACCUUCAUCAAGCUGUGGAGCCAAUUCCACAAUGUCGAUUAUGCCGAAGAGAUUGGCCUCGCGCCCGAGACGGGCAAGAUGGUAGCGAGCGUAAGAAAAUGGGAGGAGGAUGUCGAGAGAUUGGUUGGUGCGACCGUGGCGGGAGGGGCUGUCUCGAAGGGAGAGGAUGCGGAGGACGAAGAUUCUGCUCAGAGGGAGAGGGAGCGGACACAGAAGAAGUACGAAAAAUACGUCAAGCGGGUGGUGGAGGUGAAGAAUCCGGAGAUGGCGGUCGGUCAGAAGCGGGCUCUGGAGGAACAGGCUCAAGCGCCGGCGGUGAUCAACAUGUUGGCGCCGAGGAAGAAGAAGAAGGUCGUCGUUGGAAAUCCGACGGCGCCGACGACGGUUGAAUAA
Molecule: messenger RNA, 1785 nt
Organism: Microbotryum saponariae
Lineage: Eukaryota; Fungi; Basidiomycota; Microbotryomycetes; Microbotryales; Microbotryaceae
Source: the annotation of a GenBank genome assembly